Triticum aestivum (bread wheat) is the source of this 1110-nucleotide messenger RNA. Its product is annotated as NEP1-interacting protein-like 2. The transcript is spliced from 5 exons. The coding region runs from base 343 to 1005 and encodes 220 amino acids. NCBI's taxonomy places the organism in Eukaryota, Viridiplantae, Streptophyta, Magnoliopsida, Poales, Poaceae. The record is from RefSeq and is a predicted model, not a curated record.
UCUUGGAUCGCGACUUAAGUGAAGAUGGACGGCUCCGAUCACCUCGCCGUUACAUUACCGCGCGCCAAUUCACCCCUGAUCACUGAUCCUUUAAACACACAAGAACCGACACGUAACCCACUGUCGAUUCGAUCGGGAGAGUUGCAGCCUUGCAAGUGACUGUUUGCUAUCGUAUCCACUCCUUUAAUUUGUUUUCUUUCAACAUCGAUCUGCUUUACUUUGUCUACUUUCCACAUCUUUGUGCGCAAGGUGAGCCACGCUUCUCCGACGAGGCCGAGGCGCGUGCGCCAAAGAUAAACCCGUGCAUCUCCUCCGAUCCUCGUGGAGACCUGCAGGCGAUCGAUGGAGGGUGCCGCAGCCGGAGAGCCGGCACCGGCGGGCGUGCAUGCCGUGCCCUCCCGCAGGCUGAUCGCCGGCUUCAUCUCGGGCACGCUCAAUGGCCUCUUCGCUCUCGCACUAACCGGAGCAGUCACCGGCGCGCUGGCGGGCAGAGCCUCCGAUAGCGGCGUUCUCCGGGGAGCUAGAUCUGGAGCUAUCACCGGGGCUGUCCUCUCCAUCGUGGUUCUCCAGGCAUCUCGCGCCUACUGGUGCUCGGACCGGCUCGGCGCGUCAUCCAUGUCCAUGGUUAAUUUCAUAGAGCAGCUCCUUCAUGCCCGGUUUGAGCAACAGCGGCUUGGAUUUUCAGCACAUACAUCACACCAGUCGCAGGCCAGCAUAUCCGACUUUGGUCACGAUGAUGCGUAUGAAAUCUUCGGAGACAUUUCAUUGAGAGGGCUUUCGCACGAGUCCCUGAAGAAAUUGCCACACUAUGUGGUAACUGAUCAGGUCCAUAGCACAUUUCAUGAAAACCGGCCUUGCAUUAUUUGUCUACAGGAUAUGGUAGCUGGCGAGACAGCAAGGAGGUUGCCGAAUUGCUCCCAUACUUUUCACCAGCCCUGCGUGGACAAAUGGCUCUUUACCCACGGUUCUUGCCCUGUGUGUCGGCAACAUGUGCAGCGUAUAUAGGAAUACAUGCAUUUUUUACAAUCGAGUUCUCUGUCCUAGAAGGAAUUAAUUAUGUAAAAUAUCUGCUCUCAUACAAUGUAGAAAGGGAGAGGAGAGAGAGUAUAC